AUGAGUACCUAUUUGUCACAUAAUCUCAGUCCCAACCUGACAAAAAGAUACAACGACUUACUUGGCAUCUUUAUCAAUAGCCAGAAACGUCCCGCAGAUGAAGAACUCUCCCCAUGCCGUCGUCAGAAGAUGAAGAAAUCCAACCGGGCCUUCGAAAUUAUUACCGGCGUCGGCAGUGAUGGACUGCCUUUCAUCAACCCCGAUAAUGGCAUCGCGAAGAACUUCAGCCGACUUCCCGUGGUCCGUAAGCUAGACUGGCGGGUCGACGCGACUGGCGAUCCUAUUAGGAGGGAACUGAAAGACGGAACAAGCUUCGUAGCUGCAUUUGGACAUACGCGGGGCGAGGAAGCUUCGAAACCGUGCAGCUUUUGCAGGACAGGCAAGGGGCCCUGGAAGUCUUGCGUUGUCAUCGCGGACCCUCUCAACCCAGACGCGAAACACAACGGUUAUUGCUCCAACUUCCCCCUGGUUUCGUCUGACAUUGAAGACGAAUUGCCGACUAUCCAUGAGCCUGAAGAUUACAACGACCCCAACUACGAGCCCUCUACCACAGCUGCAUCUUCGUUGGUGGGCAACGAUGGGAGCGAUGACGAGGACUUGCUGCUGCUUACAGGCUUGGCAAAUGGCGCGGUUCAGAAGUCGGCCUUAAGCACAAGACGAGCCCCUAAGGCAGCUGGGACAGUUGAGAAAAACAAGAGCGCCUUAUCCAAGACCUAUGUCCCACCACAAAGGGGAAAAUUGUCUCAACCAAGAGUCGUGAAGCAGGAACUGCAAAAUGGGUGUUUUAAGGGCACAAGAGGCGAUGUGUUAACCGUUCCUAUCGCACAGUCUCCUGCCAUUACCAGACCACCCCCCAAUAUCAAAAAGGCCUCCAGCUCUGCUACGCCGCCCUGUCGCGAAGUAGCUGUUCCAUUCCCCCUCGGCGCCGAUGCGUUCGACAAUCUGGAGCUUCUGAAGCUGGCCGAGGAGGAUAUUCUAGGGCAUAUCGACAAGAUCCGCAAGCGAAUCAAGGUGCUGGAGGCGCAGAAGAUGGAGCAUCAUGACCCUUGGGCUUAUGUUUGA
Messenger RNA from Aspergillus campestris IBT 28561, 1062 nucleotides. Its product is annotated as DUF3716 domain-containing protein. NCBI's taxonomy places the organism in Eukaryota, Fungi, Ascomycota, Eurotiomycetes, Eurotiales, Aspergillaceae. The coding region runs from base 1 to 1062 and encodes 353 amino acids. The transcript is spliced from 3 exons. The record is from RefSeq and is a predicted model, not a curated record.